Messenger RNA from Cygnus atratus (black swan), 3736 nucleotides. It is a transcript of the gene ARL13B, whose product is annotated as ADP ribosylation factor like GTPase 13B. Gene Ontology annotation, biological process: receptor localization to non-motile cilium; non-motile cilium assembly. Gene Ontology annotation, molecular function: GTPase activity; GTP binding. The coding region runs from base 267 to 1538 and encodes 423 amino acids. Gene Ontology annotation, cellular component: non-motile cilium; motile cilium; ciliary membrane. Lineage: Eukaryota; Metazoa; Chordata; Aves; Anseriformes; Anatidae. The transcript has 11 exons. The record is from RefSeq and is a predicted model, not a curated record.
GCUCCCGGAGCCUUUUUGUCCCUCUCCCCGCGCCGUGAGCGGUAACCAGGGGUUACCGGGGCCUGCUUACGCGGCCCCCGAGGGGGGCGGCCCGGCACGGCCCGGCGUGACGGCAGGCACGUGACCGCGGGGGAGCCAGGGCCCGGGACGCCGUGGUGACAAGACAAGACCUGGGACUCUGCCGUCUCUCCAGUCUCACUGAAUUGUUCUGGCCUGUCUCCAUUUUUCCUGUAGCUUCUGAGGCUCUGGAUGGCUAGUGAAGAGGGAUGUUCAGUCUAAUGGCCAAUUGUUGCAACUGGUUAAAACGGUGGCAGGAGCCUGUCAGGAAGGUGACACUAAUAAUGGUGGGUCUUGAUAAUGCUGGUAAAACGGCUACAGUCCGAGGAAUUCAAGGAGAGUCUCCUGAAGACGUAGCGCCAACGGUUGGGUUUUCGAAGAUUGACCUGAAACAGGGACGCUUUGAAGUCACCAUCUUUGAUUUAGGAGGUGGAAAACGAAUUAGGAACAUUUGGAGAAAUUACUAUGCUGAGUCUUACGGUGUAAUAUUUGUCGUGGAUUCCAGUGACAUUGCAAGAAUGGAAGAAACAAAGCAAGCCAUGACAGAAGUUUUAAACAGCCCUAAGAUAUCAGGGAAACCCGUGUUAGUGCUGGCAAAUAAGCAGGACAGAGAAGGAGCUCUGUCAGAAGCAGAUGUAAUUGAGUCCUUAUCUCUGGAAAAGCUUGUCAAUGAACACAAGUGUCUAUGUCAAAUUGAACCUUGUUCGGCUGUCAUGGGCUGUGGGAAAAAAAUUGAUAAAUCAAUAAAAAAGGGUUUGUAUUGGCUUCUACAUAUCAUAGCAAAAGAUUUUGAUGCCUUAAAUGAGCGCAUCCAAAGAGACACUACAGAACAAAAAGCAUUUGAAGAACAAAAGAAACAAGAACGAGCUGAGCGAGUGAGAAGGAUACGUGAAGAAAGGGAAAGAGAAGAAGGAAGAAGCAUACCUGAUGAUGAGGACCCUGAGCCUGGGAACUCUGAAAAUCCCUUCCAGCCUAUAGCAGCCGUAAUCUCUGAGAAUGAAAAACAAAUGGAAAAGAAGCGGCUAAGGUUGGAGACUGAAAAGGCUACUGUUGUCUCAAAAUCUCAAACAGAGCAGGAACAAAUGGAUGCGCAGCAACUAUCCAGUAGCAGUAGCCAAAAAACAAAUGACAGUAGACUAGAAACAUGCAAUUCUACAGCUACACAGCAUUUGCAGCAUGAAGAAAACGAGCAGCAAGCCUCAGAAAGGCAUGACUCAGAUAACAAUAAGAAGAAAAAUAGAAAAACAAAAUUAAAAAGGGGCCACAGAGUGGAACCCAUUAAUGCAGAAGAUACUGUUCCCAAAAAUCCUACACCACCACCAUCUCUUCCGCCAGUUGGCUGGGGAACUCCCAAACUUAAUAGACUUCGAAAACUUGAGCCUCUUGGUGAAACACAUCAUGCUGAUUUCUAUGGAAAGCCUCUGCCCCCACUGACUAUACGCCAAAGACCCAACAGUGAUACCCACGACAUCAUCGCUUAACUGGAUCAUAGAUAACAUCUAAAACACGUGGUCAAAAAAUUGUAUUAGAAAUGGGUUUUGCCAUUAAAGGAAAAUUAAUAAUAAUAAUAAUAAAAAGUCUAUCAGCUUCUUGCAAAAUAAUAACUUGGUAACGACUAAAUGUGGACUUCAUUCUAUCGUACGUGGUUGAUCCUUUUACUUUUCACAUCACCAGCUCUUCUUCAGGAUUUAGAGUGAGUGCAAGAAAGGUCUGUGUGUCCGUGGAAGCUCCUAUGAACAUGGUAUGGAAUAUGUGUUGGGUUUACUUGCAAAAAUACAUAAACUGCUGUAUUUCUUCAGCUGUAAACCUGAAGAAAAAUACCUUCAAGGCCACGAUAUGGGAUUGUAUGUACUCAUCAAGACCUUUCACCAGGUGCUGUGCAGUGAUUUGAUAUUUUUGCAGCUACUAAAUAGUUCUAAAGCAUUUUAUAAGAUUCAUGUAUGUUAGGGUUAAUAUAGGCAGGUUAUGCAACAAAUACUGAGUAUAUUUUUCUAACUUUUUAUAUAACUAUUUGAAAAUUUGAGGGGACAUGCAUACCUACUACCAAUAAGAUGAUACCUAGAAAGCAUUGGAAAACUGAUAGCCAAAUACAUGCAAGUAGAACAUGUUUGACUUUCACAUAUUUCUUGCAGUAGCAAUACCUCUUAUUAGGGAUUACAUUACCAGAAGCAUAUUUCAUAUUUCUGUCAAUCUGAAGGGGGGAGGGGGGGAAGGUAGAAAGGGAAGUUUAAGGUAAAUACAUUUUAUACAAAAUUAUGCUAUUUGAAUUGUCUGAAAGUUUUCUUAUGCAUAGUUUUCUUAGUUUUGUUAACUGAGUUGGGUGUAGGUAAUAAAUUCAGUUUGAAAAAGAGCUGAAUGUUGUAUUGUCUACUAUGGCAUAUAAUAAAAUUGCACAUAGUGAAAGUUUGCACUAAUUCAGUCAUCAGUUCUGAUGGAAAACUGAAUCAUCCAAUAUGCAUAUAAACUCCAGCACUUUUUAAUCUCGUCAAUACUAAAAUGCCAUCUUGAAAUCAAAACAAAACAAAACCAACAGAAUUUUAAGGAGUUAUAUAAUACUUCUAUGUAGUGUUUUAAUUUUACAUUUAAAAAAUAAAAUAAAAUACAGGAGAUAGGUAAAACGGGUUAGAAUUAGAUAUAUUCUUAUUUAUAUAUUAUGUAUAUGAUGUUUUUCCUCUUACAUUGGAGACAAUCAUUGGUAUAUUGUGUAAAGGUAUGUAGUUAUGCCACUUAAUUACAGCAAGGAUGAAACCCCCAUUGAAAGGUUUUUUGAAGAAGCGCUAUUUGAUUUUCUAUUACACUGUCUUCCAUAAUGUGAUAUUAACAAAUUAUUUUAGUAGAAGUUAAAUUAAUGCCAUGGAUAUAUUCAUCACGUUGACAUUAGAAGUCUUUGCCACAUAACCCUUAGGUCAAUGAGUUACACAAACAUAUACAUAUUAAUUGAACAUAUUAAUUGAAAUGACAAGAUUAAGAUUUUUUAAAUUAUGAGUGGAAAACAUGAUCAGACUUAAGAAUAUUAAGUUUGAAUUGGGUAGAGAGAAAUAUUCCAAGCUUGCAAAUUUAGUAUAAAGAUUAAACAAUUGUAACUGUCAGCAUGAGAAUACUUGUCUUGUAUUCUAGUAGUGCAACGUGAUUCGGUUUAAUUAUUCUCGGGAUUUAGUCAUUUUCACUUAAACAUGAUGAUUGGGGGGGGGAUUGCAUGUAAGUUUACAUGUGCAAUCCCAGUCUUACUAUUUUUGACUGCAUUACCACCUAAUUGUUUUGGCUUAAAGGCUUCACUUUUGCUGACUUUUUUUUUUUUUUACAGCUUCAGUGUCUAGAAGUGUAUUACCCUUUCACUUUAACACCAAUCCAAAAUAAAUUAAUGGAAGUCUAUUAUAAAUAAAGCUAAAUACUGCUGUGGAAACAAAAUUCGAAGAACUGAAAUGUAAAAUGUUGUUACUUAUGUGUGAAAUGUGUAUUAAGCGUGUUGUGUGUGGACAUGUAUCAGUUUUGUUUCUGCUUUUAAAAUAAAUUUGUACCAAUAUAUGACCUAAAUACUAAAAAAUUUUUCAUACAAGUUUGUUUAUGAAUAUGCUUUUUAAUUAUUUACUACAGUAGCUUUUUUUUAGUACUUUAUAUUAUCUUGACUUUUUAUUUGCUCAAGUUUACAUUUAUGUAUUGAAUAAAACUAAUGCACAGC